Molecule: messenger RNA, 3556 nt
Organism: Nanorana parkeri
Lineage: Eukaryota; Metazoa; Chordata; Amphibia; Anura; Dicroglossidae
Gene: ANO4
Product: anoctamin 4
Exons: 27
Coding region: 192-2969 (925 amino acids)
Biological process (GO): chloride transmembrane transport
Cellular component (GO): plasma membrane
Molecular function (GO): chloride channel activity; protein dimerization activity
Source: RefSeq, a predicted model, not a curated record
UUCCUCACAGCAGCAGUGCAGAGACACUAAGCCAGGACAUAGACAUCAGCCAGGGAAUAAGUAUAUCCAUUCAUGGGUCUAAAAACCAAGUGCAGAUUCAUCAAAGGAAAAGUGUGGAGAGUCAGUCCGUGCCGAACGAUCACAUUGUCGUCAGACAUUCCUCACUCCCGCCUCUCCGAAGAUCAGUAAGGAUGGAGGCCUCCUCUUCUGGCAAGUGUGCGCUAUCAAAUGGAAACACUGAGAUUCAUUAUCCAGGGGUUAAGGACAUAAAUAUAUUCUUUGAUGACAUGGAAGCAGCAAACAGUCCCUCCAAAGAUGAUGACUCUUUGCUGCAUGCUGGUAAUUUGACAAGCAUGUCUGAUGAAGUCAGCAGAAUUGAUGCAGAGGGAGAGAUUCCAAAUGUGCCAGAAAAGAACAAAACAAAUGGGUUAUUUUUUAAUGAUGGAAAGUGCCGAAUUGACUAUAUACUGGUAUACAGAAAAUCAAGCCCCCAGUCAGAGAAGAGGGAAAUUUUUGAACGCAAUAUUAGAGCAGAAGGGUUGCAAAUAGAAAAAGAGUCAUCUAUCACCAACAGUGAUAUCAUGUUUGUAAAAGUUCACGCUCCCUGGGAGGUGCUAGGAAGAUAUGCCGAACUUAUGAAUGUAAGGAUGCCUUUCAGGAGAAAAAUCUAUUACCUGCACAGACGAUACAAGUUCAUGAGCAGGAUGGAGAAGCAAUUAAGCAGGUUUCGGGGAUGGCUGCCUAAAAAGCCUAUGAGAUUGGACAAGGAGACAAUUCCAGACCUGGAGGAAAAUGACUGUUACACUGCACCCUUCAGCCAGCAGAGGAUUCAUCAUUUUAUCAUAAACAACAAAGACACCUUUUUCAACAAUGCCACAAGAAGUCGGAUUGUGCAUCAUAUUUUACAAAGAGUUAAGUACGAAGAAGGGAAAAAUAAAAUAGGUCUAAACCGCUUGCUUUCAAACUGCACCUAUGAAGCUGCAUUUCCUUUACAUGAGGGAGGCUACAGAAGUAAGAACUCAAUAAAGACUCAUGGAGCAGACAAUCACCGUCACCUUCUUUUUGAGUGCUGGGCCUCCUGGAGAGUGUGGUUUAAAUAUCAACCCCUGGAUCUUGUACGGAGAUAUUUUGGUGAGAAGAUUGGCCUGUAUUUUGCAUGGCUUGGCUGGUAUACAGGAAUGCUGUUCCCAGCAGCAAUAAUUGGAUUAUUUGUAUUCCUGUAUGGAAUGUUUACACUGGAUAGCUGCCAAGUCAGCAGAGAAAUCUGUGAAGCCACAAACAUUACUAUGUGUCCGCUGUGUGAUAAAUACUGUCCCUUUAUGAGGUUAUCAGACAGCUGUGUCUACGCCAAGGUAACCCAUCUUUUCGAUAAUGGAGCAACUGUGUUCUUUGCAGUGUUUAUGGCAGUUUGGGCAACUGUUUUUCUGGAGUUUUGGAAAAGAAGAAGAGCGGUGAUUGCCUAUGACUGGGAUUUAAUAGACUGGGAAGAAGAGGAGGAAGAGAUCCGUCCUCAGUUUGAAGCCAAAUACUCCAAAAAAGAGCGGCUAAACCCAGUAUCAGGAAAGCCGGAGCCUUAUCAAGCCUUUGCAGAUAAAUGCAGCAGACUUGUCGUUUCUGCUUCUGGAAUAUUUUUUAUGAUUUGUGUGGUAAUUGCUGCUGUUUUUGGCAUUGUAAUAUAUCGUGUUGUGACUGUCAGUACAUUUGCUGCCUUUAAAUGGGCCUUAAUCAGGAAUAAUUCUCAGGUUGCUACCACAGGGACUGCAGUGUGUAUCAACUUUUGCAUCAUUAUGCUACUGAAUGUGCUCUAUGAAAAGGUUGCACUCUUCCUCACUAACCUUGAACAGCCACGUACUGAAUCAGAAUGGGAGAACAGCUUUACUUUGAAAAUGUUUCUUUUUCAGUUUGUCAAUCUGAACAGUUCAACCUUUUACAUAGCAUUCUUCCUUGGAAGGUUUACCGGAAGGCCGGGUGCUUAUUUAAGGCUUAUCAACAGAUGGAGGCUGGAAGAGUGUCACCCCAGUGGAUGCCUUAUUGAUUUAUGCAUGCAGAUGGGCAUAAUAAUGGUACUGAAGCAAACCUGGAAUAACUUUAUGGAGCUUGGCUACCCGUUAAUUCAAAAUUGGUGGACUCGUAGAAGAUUAAGGCUGGAGCAUGGUGCUCAUGGGAAAGCUAGCUUUCCACAGUGCGAGAAAGAUUACAACUUGCAGCCUAUCAAUCCUUAUGGAUUAUUUGAAGAAUACCUUGAAAUGAUUCUUCAAUUUGGCUUUACAACAAUAUUUGUGGCAGCUUUUCCACUGGCACCACUCCUUGCCUUACUUAACAACAUUAUUGAAAUCCGACUUGAUGCUUACAAAUUUAUCACUCAGUGGAGAAGACCUUUAGGAUCACGAGCCAAGGACAUAGGUAUCUGGUAUGGGAUUCUCGAAGGCAUCGGGAUUCUGUCUGUUAUUACCAAUGCAUUUGUUAUAGCGGUGACCUCAGACUUCAUCCCUCGGCUGGUGUAUGCUUACAAAUAUGGACCUUGUGCUGGUCUAGGACAAGCUGGAGAAAAGUGCAUGGUCGGGUAUGUAAAUGCAAGCCUUUCUGUCUUCCUAGUAAAUAAUUUUGAGAAUCGCUCAGAUUCUGAGUUUCAUGCAAGAAGAUUUAAUGGCUCACCUGUAAAAUAUUGCCGGUACCGAGACUACAGAAAUCCACCUCAUGGUCCUGAGCCCUAUGCUUAUACUCUGCAGUUCUGGCAUGUUCUUGCUGCACGCUUAGCUUUCAUCAUUGUAUUUGAGCAUCUUGUUUUUUGCAUAAAGAAUUUGAUCUCCUAUUUGAUACCUGACCUUCCCAAAGACCUGAGGGAUCGAAUGCGGAGAGAAAAAUACCUCAUCCAAGAAAUGAUGUAUGAAGCAGAACUGGAAAGAGUGCAGAAAGAGAAGAAAGAGAGGAAGAGAAACGGGAAGUGCCAGAAUAACGAGUGGCCCUAACUGUGAAUAAAAGAACAAUAACCAGUACCACUGCACUACUUCACAGCCUAUUGCAUGGAACCCAGAUUCAAGCUGCAGUACAGCAUUAGUACCCAGCAAGAACUGAUCUACUGUGAAUACAUCUUGCAAUGUGAUAUUGCAGUCUUUCUAGCUAAACAGCAAGCAUGUGAUCAGUGGAAGACGUCCUCUACCAUUUAAACCCGUGUGUAGAAAAGGGACACAGUCGGACAUUUUUCCACCUUUUUUGUACCUUUUUCUGCAUUUUGCUUCCUGUCUGUUUUACAGAUCUAUGAAUACUCCUGCCACCAUUCUUUGGCUCAUAGGAUAUCUUCCAUUCGAUCACCAGACUUGGAACUGCAACCUUGUUUACAGUGCAACACGUUUUUUGUAUUUCAGAUAUUUCUGAGGAAAUUUCUAUAUUAUUGUACAUCCUAUAUAAAUGUAUAUACGUGUACAUAUUUCCAGGAGCUACAUCAUUUGUACAUAGCCAAAACUAAAGAGAAUGUUCAGUUUUAAAACUUUAAAUAAUGGGUUCUUGAGUAUAAAUAUACAUUUUAUGCUUGUAUAAUGUGAUGCAAUAAAUUGAA